Messenger RNA from Prorocentrum cordatum, 309 nucleotides. Lineage: Eukaryota; Dinophyceae; Prorocentrales; Prorocentraceae. The record is from the annotation of a GenBank genome assembly.
AUGCAGUGCUGCAGCACCUUCAGGAGUGCAGUCAGCAAUUUCCAACAAGAGUUCGGCGUCACGACUUCCAGAAUACCAUGGGGAGCGGGGGCCAUUCACAAGCUCGAGGCGAACAGAUACCUUCACCUCCUGUUCUUCACCCUCGUCAGCUGCCUUGCUCGCCCCAUCGCUAGAACUGGUCAGCGGCUCCAAGCAUAUGCAACAAUAGCAUCAUUUUUCCCACCAGCCUGUCCUGGUGAAUCUCCGAACAACCUGAAUGUGUCUGUCCAGCUGCCCGCGGGAUCAGCCAGUCGCCUAGUUUGCAGCUGA